AUGGCAUGGCUAUGGCCCAGGGGGUGGUUCUUGGGGGUAUGGUUGCCCCAUUGGCUGCUCCUGGGGUUUCAUAGGGAAGAGUCGAGUCAGACAGGAAGGCCUGGGGCCGAUAGCACUGGCAGGAAGGAAUGCACUCGGGUGAGCCCAGGGACACGUCAUGCCCCGCCCUCUCCCCGUCACGGGGGCGUGGUGAGGCCUCUCCUGCCAUCCUCUUCCCCUGCCCAGCCUGGCAUCAGCACAGUCCACACACAGCUCGCCUUGUACCUGACAAGCCUCAGGACCACAGGGAAGGCCAUGGAGACUUCAGGAUCCUCCUCCCAGACUCAAGGCCACAGUCGAGUUCAUGGAAAUACAGAAGAAACAGACCAUGGAGAGACAGAUCUCCAGAAGCAAGAGGGGGAGGCCAGACUCUUUUCUCCAAAACAGUAUAGGAAAGACAAGUCUUCUUCCUCCUCCUCCUCCUCUUCCUCCUCCUCCUCCUCCUCCUCCUCAUCGUCUUCCUCUGCCUCAGAGAGCAGUGAUGAGGACCAGCACCACAGGGAAACCGGAAAACACUGGCAGAGUCAGGGGGGUAGACACCCCCAUAGGGGCAGCUCACUGGGUGCUGAGCAUGGGGAACCUGACCUUUUACAGGAUGCGCUUCAACUCUAUGGAGGUGCCCCUGGGGAGCUGGUACCCUCUGGAGAAUCAGGACUCCGAAGGAGAGGCUCAGACCCAGCAAGUGGAGAAAUGGAGGCCUCUCAGUUAAGAAGACUGAACAUAAAGAAAGAUGAUGAGUUUUUCCACUUCGUCCUCCUCUGCUUUGCAAUCGGGGCCUUGCUGGUGUGUUAUCACUAUUACGCAGACUGGUUCAUGUCCCUCGGAGUUGGCCUUCUCACCUUUGCCUCCCUGGAGACUGUUGGCAUCUACUUCGGUCUGGUGUACCGGAUCCACAGCGUCCUGCACGGCUUCAUACCCCUCUUUCAGAAGCUCAGGCUGAUGGGGUUCAGGAGAACCGACUGAGACCAGUGCCGGGAGGGCCGCCAAGCCAGGCCCCACUGUGACCACCAUGGCAUCCCCUGGGCACAGAGUGACGUUCUGGGAGGCACGUGGACAGGCCAAGCUAGAGCAAUAAAGAGAGCACUUUUCAUUCCAUGUGGUCUGAACAUUGGCAGCAGCCCUGGCAGAGGUAUCCUUGGGGCAGCCUUGACAUGCAUUCCAGCUACCAGGGUAGAGGGAGACCUAGGGUGCGGGAACUGAGCCCUUCGUGGUACCUGCAUCAGCGGGAAGACUCUGGGACAUCAUUGUUCUCAGGAGGCAGUAGGAGACCCCUGGGCCCUGCAAGCUGUAAUCUCUCUGGCCUCCCGGUUUCUCUCAAGUCCCCAGGCUAUCCUAUGUUCUCUCAGUUCCUCCAGAGCCAUCCUAGGACAGGUACCACUGCCCUGAGACAGGGAACCACCACGUGAGGUCCCCUGGGUGAACCUGAUGUGGGUGAGAUGCGGGGACUCAGGCCACAGCAUCUAGGCUGUGUCGCCUGGUGCCAGCCCUGCAGCCCUGGACUCUUUUCAAGAUUCAAAUAAACAUUUUCUUCCUUGGACUGAAAAAGAGUCAGUGAACUAUUUCUUUACAUUUCUUGAGUGUAAGAAUACAUUUGGUGUCUUCUUUGAUUCCAUUUAUCAGGGAGGGCACCUUGUCCUAUGGAGUAAAGUAUAAAAGGGAAUAAAUAUAAAAUAAAGCCUCUCAUUUUAGGUGCAAGACUUCAAUUGCACAGAUUUGGAAUGAGAGACAGGGCUUUGCAAACAUUUUUAUGAAAAAGAUCUGGUUGCUUUUUGGUACUCUCAGCUCAGUAAAUACCAUAGAAGUGAGAUAAGAGCCCAAAACAAAGCCCAUUAUAAAUUUUGGUUGAAUUAAUGAGGGAGAAAGUCUAGAUUGAAGGAGGUGUAGUAGGUCCUACUUUACACGGCCAGGCCAUACCAAAAGCAUGUGUUUAGUUCUAGACUCCUAGAUUAAGAAAAACAGUGACAAACUGGGAACACACAGAAGAGACCAGAGUGGAAAUAUAAAGAAUGAUGAAGGAACAAGUACUCUUCAACUUGCAGAACACAACAAUGGGAGCUUCCGUGUAGCUCAUAGACUCUGGAGGGCAUGUUUUCAAGUGGUUGUGAUGGUGCAAAAUGUACAGUCACGUACAUUUUCUCACAGCAGCCUUGAGGCAUCUGAAUCAUCCCCAUUUUGCAGAUGGAAAAAACAGAGACUCAAAGAGAUUUCAUAACUUGCUCAAGUUCACACAGGAAGUAAGUGUCAGAGCUGAGAGUUUUCCCCGGUGAUUCCCAGAGCUUGGGAUUCUCCAAGUUACAGAAUAUUUUUUAAAGUGACAGAGGGAGGGCUGCCAGCUCUUUACCUUGCCCAUUAAGGGCAAUAAAAACAACAA
This is a messenger RNA of Phyllostomus discolor (pale spear-nosed bat), 2410 nucleotides long. RefSeq names its product transmembrane protein 40 (gene TMEM40). The transcript is spliced from 12 exons. The coding region runs from base 1 to 1002 and encodes 333 amino acids. The record is from RefSeq and is a predicted model, not a curated record. NCBI's taxonomy places the organism in Eukaryota, Metazoa, Chordata, Mammalia, Chiroptera, Phyllostomidae.